UAAGAAAAUAAAAUUUACAAUUUAAUUGAAUCAUGAAAAUUGAACAAAGUAAAUAAAUGGAAAGCUAAAGAAAAGUGCAAGUGAAAAGUGCCUAUAAGAAGCAGAAAAUCAAACAGUCACACAAAAACACACACACACACACACACACAUAAAGAAAACGUCAUAUGCCAGAGGCAUUGACAGAAACAGGAGACAGUGUGGAAAAGCAUUUUGUGUAUCCUAUUUCUGUAAGCGAACAAACGCGUGUCCAUGCCCGUGCUGCUACCAGUGGUCGUAUCCUUAGAAGCAGCAGCAGCAGUAGCAACAACAACAACAACAACAACAAUAGCAAUUACACCAUGUAGUCGCCAUAAUGAUAGAUUUCAAAAAUAAAUUAACCAAAUUAUCGUAUACAACGUGCCACAGCUAAAAAAGAAAUCUAAAAAUAUAUAAAACACCAAAGACAACGCCAACGACAACGACGCCAACUUGUCGAAGUCAAAAGUGGAAGUCAAAUGUUGUUCAAGUGCCGCAACCAACUUUAAAUUAUGCAUGCACAUUGAUUUUCUAAAGCUCGUCCCCGUUUUCGUUUACCGUUUGUUGCUGUUCAUGUGGAUGGUUCUUUUUGUUAUCCUCAUCGGCAUAUUAUAAACCAUCGUCAUCGUCGACACCAUCAUCAUAAUCAUCGACGCUAGCAUCAUCCAGAGCAUCGUCAGCCUAUUGGCAAUUUCGUCUGUUGUCGCAUGUUAUCAGCGGAACUGACGCCGUCGUCGACGGUGUUGUUGAAUGCAAGUUAUCAGCCCUCGAACGGCCUAACAAAAGAUGAAGUUUUCCUUUCAACGACAACAUAUGAAACGAGUAAGCCCCCAGGAGCUACAACAACAACCGAAGCAGCAGCAACUGGAACAACAGCAACAACAAUGACCAAGCAAUUGACAAGUACAACUGCAACAAAUGCUGCAUCUAGCAUAACACAAGCUGGCAAUUUGGCGCCCACAGUUGUAUCGCCCACAAGUGGCACAAAUCUUGAAGUAGGAACCGCACCCGGAACUGCAACGGGCACAGAGACUGCGGUGGGCGUUCUUGUAGGCGGAGUAUCAGCUGUAACUGACAAUACAACAAAAAGGACCACGACAUCAGCAGACCAGCAGCAGCAACAACAAUCAACUAUAGCAACAACAACAACAACAACAACAACGGCAGCAACAACAACAACAACAAACACAAACGAUGCCAGCGGCCGUUCAGCUGCCUUGGAACGUGCCUAUGUUCAUGAUGUCUAUGAGCAUUGUGAAGAGCCAACGGGACCAGUGCGUCCACGCGUGGCUCAAUUUCUUGGUAACUUAGAGCCCGGCUCAGUGGUCUGCGAUGUCGGUUGCGGCAGUGGGCGUUAUCUUACUCAAUGCAAUCCGGCCAUUUGCACCAUCGGUGUGGAUCGUUGCUAUCGACUGAGUAAAGUUGCCCAUGAAAAGGGCGGUGAGGUGGCGUUGUGCGACAAUCUGGAGUUGCCUUUCCGCGAUGAUAGCUUCGAUGCGGUGCUCUCGUUGGCUGUGGUGCACCAUUUCGCCACCACCGAGCGUCGAGUGCGUGCCCUUAGGGAGCUGGCCAGAAUAUUGCGUAUCGGUGGACGGGUAGUCAUCACUGUAUGGGCAUUGGAGCAACGACAUCGUCGGUUUGAGUCGCAGGAUGUGCUCAUACCAUGGCAACCGCCAAAAAAUCGCACUUUUACCUAUUCCGAUGAGGAUGAAGAGGAUGACUUUUUGCCACCUUAUCAUGCAUAUACGGAGGAUUCAACGAAUUCAAGUCGUUCAGCUGGUGAUGGAGAUAGUUCCAGUUUGAGUUCAUCGUCGCCUGGUGAAUCCUGCUAUAGUUUUGUUCGGCGGGCAAUACAAAAACUCGCUGGAGGACGUCGGCAUGCAUGGUUUCUAGACUCCUGGACUUCCAAGGACACCAAAAACGAUAGCAGUCUAGAUUAUGAGGAUGCCAAGGAUCUACCCAUCGAAUUGCGGCGCCUAGAGGAUUUCGAAGAUUUUCAUGAUCCACCAUUGUCGGCAGCGCUGAAAUCACGCAGUCUGGGCAGUAUUUUACAGCCGCCGCCGCGGCAAAUUGUACGUUCCCGAUCAAGUGUACCCAGUCUGGGAGGUCCUCUGCUGCCUGGAGAAAGUAAGGCCACAGCAGCCGCUGCACUUCUGCUGAAUGCACCCGAUGGACAGCUAAAUGGACGUCAUUCACCAACGACAACAGCCAGUGCCGGCAAUACUCUAAGCCGGCGGCCAAAACUCAUCAAGCAAAAGCAAUCGCUUUGUGAAGAUGAUACUCACGUGACAGCCAUGAUGUCCUCUUCCUCUAUAACGCCCGCCUUUCAAAUGCUAAGUAGCUACAAUAGUUCAAAUGGAGGAGUCACUAGCAGUCUCUAUACGCGUAGUGGAUGCUAUGCGUCCAACUUUCAUCAGCAUGCCUCCUCAGCGGCGACAGUGGCCCCACACCCAGUUCCAGCUGGAGCAAGUGCCAAUCUGCGUAAGCAGAGUUCCCUCAAUGAAGACCUGAUGGCCUGCAAUCGUCUGAGGGAAAAGGAGCGAGUCCGUAAACGCAUCCAAAAGCAAACUUCCCUCAAUGAAGCCUUUCUCUGCCGUUCGGCAAUGUUCUCCAAACGGCUGCAGGUGAUACGCGAAGGGUUAACGACAAAAAUAAAGAGUUCGACUGGAAGUCUGGAACGGGUGACCAAGACAGGAAUCAGCAAGCUAAUGCAAAACAUCAAAAAUGUUCCCCAAGCUACGUGUACUCCUCUCCAGCCGCAGGCCCAAAUGGACAAGAUGUCCACCAACAAUAAUAAUAGACAGAUUGCUGUAUCUCCGCAUCAACUUCAUCAACACCAUCACCAUCAUCAUCAUCACUUGACGCACUUGGUUCCUUCUAAUGCCGCCGCCUCAACAACUUCGUCUGCAACCUUAACGGGUCCCGUGAGCUACUGCAGCAGCAGCUUGGAAUGCAGUUUGCCCAACGUCUGUCACUGUAGUCAAUACCAGCAGGAAUGCGCUGCCUGUGCCGACAGUGAACAGAGCCAGACCCGUCGUCAUUCCCGUGAAUCAGGAUCCGAUUCCUCAAAAGACAGCAGUCUGCAGUCGGACACCAGUAUUGAAUCCGAGGAUAGUUUCGCUUCGGUCAUUUUCAUACCCAAACCGGAACAGCAUCAACAGCAAUUGAACUAUCAGCAGCAACAUCAAAACUCUAAUUCCAGUUCGAGCAAUUCGUCAUCCAGCAAUGGUCAAGCCAAAAUGGGUGGAACUUCUACCAAUACUGCUCACAGUCCCAGGCAGCCGCCCACAAUGGGUAUGACAACAGCAGCAGGAGCUGCGGGGACAACAACAAUGAUUCACUCUGUGCCAACUUCCCCACUGAUAAUGCCCUGUCCCCCGACUCCAGCCCACUCGCCUGCCGCUACUCAGGGCACAGUGACAUCGCCACCCCAGACAAUGGCAGCAGUAAGUGCCGCCAUGGCAAUUCUGACGCCUCCCACAAAGCCGGCCCGCUUUAACUUCGAUGAGGCCCACAUCAAGCAACAGAAUCAACAGCAACUACAACAGCAGCAGCAGCAGCAGAUACACAAGAUAACACGCCAAACUAUCAGAGAUUUGCCUCCAAUCCCCAAAUUCAGGAAGCAACAAUCUUUGCCUAUGCAACGUCAAGCGUUUCCAAUAAUCAGAAGAGCAUCGGGUUCGGGAUCUUCCACGACAGCAGCAUUGGGUAGCAAAUUGCUUUCUCUAGAGCUAUUCAAUCCGGCCACCGAUGACUUGGACAGUGAUUCCAGUGAGCCCUCGUCGCCUGACUCAAUAGAUAGUGUGAUUAGUGCUCCCCGAUCGGCCCAGUUGGCAUCUGGAUCAGGAGAGAAAACGACCACGACUACGACAGCGUCAGCAGACGAAAACGAUGAUUUGGCAUCGAUGAUAAGCCGCCAACAGGAGCAAUACCAUAAAGGUGAACUGCAAAUCAACAAUGCAUCCAUAGCCCAGGACAAUGACGAUGACAUUAUCCUGAAUUCGGACAGUGCUCCGUUGUUGCCCGAAAGAAGGCAGAGUCGAGUGCAAGAUUGUGCGGAUUUCGCUGAGAAACUGUCGGCACAGUUGCAGCGGGAACUUGAGGAUAAGUGCAAUCGCAAUGAGUGCCGCAGCCUGGACGGGAUUGGGGAUCUGACAGAGUAUUUGGCAUCAUCAGCUUCCUCAUCGGCGAAGAAGCGUUCAAAUGGCGAUCUGAGUUCCUUACGAGAGGAACUGCGGGAACGACGUCUAAUGCUGGCCAAUCUAUCAACUCAACCCAGUCUACAGCAAUCACCCAUCUCCUCAUCCACCUCGUCUCUAUCGUCGCAGACGCGCAGCUUUACUAUCCAUGAAGAAGAUGGCGAAGAGGAGGAGGGAGUCGAGGAGGAAGACGAAAAUGAGCCUAGUUUUUCGCUGGGCAUCUAUGAGCAUUGCAAAAUUUCUAAAUUCAACUACAAACGUAAUCGUCAUUAUCAACUCAAUCCGGAGACGGCUUAUCUGCUCCAGGACGAUGGCGACAGCGACGUUAGAGACGAAGAAGAGGAGGAAGAAGAUGAGGUGACUGGCCUGGUUGGUCCCAUACCCGAAGAAGAAGAAGAUGCCGAAGCUCUGGAAGCUCGCGGUGGUGACCAAUUAGGUGAGGGCAUGCUUGAAUAUGGCCAACGACAGGUAAGACGGACAAUUGGUGCCAUCAAACAGGCCACGCCCUCCACCACCACCACCGCCACCGCCAGCACCCCAACAACAACAGCCGUCUCCCCCUCUACGGGAGGGAAUCCAACACAAACGAUGAUGCAGCAGCGCCAACAGCCACCCACAUCCACUGACUCGCUUGAGCAUUCGAAUAGCUCUACCAACUCACUGGACAGUCCUUCCCAAGGUGGUGCCAGCACUCAUCAUCGCUACUAUCAUGUCUUUCGCGAGGGUGAGCUGGACGCCCUAAUUAACCAUCAUGUGUCCAGUCUGCACAUUGUUAGCUCCUAUUACGAGCGAGCCAGCUGGUGUGUGGUGGCCGAAAAGGUUCAAGUGUGGACCAUCUAAAAGAAAAGAAACCAAAAAAGAAAAAUAAAACACCCAAACCCCCAACUCAACCCCCAAAGGAAUUGUUAAAUUUUAGUCUCAUAUAAGUAGGGGAAUAUUCCCCCUCAAAUAAAUUAAAUAAUUAAAAUAAAUUCAAGAAAUUCAAUUUCAAGAGAUAAACUCACAUUUAGACAUAAGACUCAAUCGAAUAGUAAACAACGCAAACUAAAUUAUACAAAUUAUGCUAUUAACUUACAAAUGUAAACUGAUCUAAUGACAACGAUUUUUGGUUUCUCUAUUUUCCUCAUCAU
Drosophila willistoni is the source of this 5344-nucleotide messenger RNA. RefSeq lists its product as uncharacterized. Gene Ontology annotation, cellular component: cytoplasm; nucleus. NCBI's taxonomy places the organism in Eukaryota, Metazoa, Arthropoda, Insecta, Diptera, Drosophilidae. Gene Ontology annotation, molecular function: S-adenosylmethionine-dependent methyltransferase activity; tRNA binding. Bases 723 to 5054 code for a protein of 1443 amino acids. The record is from RefSeq and is a predicted model, not a curated record. Gene Ontology annotation, biological process: tRNA wobble uridine modification. The transcript is spliced from 4 exons.